CCCGAUAGGGCAACACCGGUGGUAAGAGGGCGCGCUCUGUCGCGCGGUGCUCGAUAUAAACGGCGCGCUUGUGUUAAACUUUUAGAACUUAAUCAAAUAAAUAGCGAAAAUUAUACUAGUGUAUUAAAUUGUGCCUUUUAAAAAGCAUAGAGUAUAAAUCAGCUGAAUCCGGCCGUUUUUGAACUGGCAAACGUAGCGGUGUGUGCGUCAGUGGCGCGUCGGAGCGCGCACGUGCGCAGUCCCGCGGCGGCCGGCGAACAGCGCAGAGCGCCGCACGCGCCGGCAUGUGACGCGACCGGGAGCAUGCGGCUGCCGCUGCUGCCGCUGCUCGUGCUGCCGCUCGUGCUUGCGCGCCCGGCAGCAGCCGGGAUUUGUUGGACCGGAAUGGAGCGUGGCGGUAGGUGUACUUCUGUGGCGGCGCUCCGCGUGGGUAGGGCGGAAUGCUGCGCGGGCGGGGCUAGAGCGCCGGCCGCGUGGAGUCCACGAGACCUAGACAGCGGCGAGAUAUUCUUCUACAAGGCGCUGUCUGGUGGCGUGCCCUGUACUGCUUGUGCUGAAUCCUGCGCCGGUGUGGCAUGUGGUGCGGGGAGACGGUGCGUGGUAAGAGGUGGCAGAGCUAGAUGCGUGUGCGCAGCGACGUGCCGCCGUGCAGGUCCCGUUUGUGGAAGCGAUGGAAAGACUUAUCGAUCUCUUUGCCGGCUCAGACGAAGAGCCUGUAGACGUCCAGCCAAGCAUUUGACGUUGGAUUACCCUGGACCCUGUCGAGUGGGAAGCUGUGAAGGAGUACGCUGUGGCGGCGACAAACGUUGCGUGCUGGACGCCGAGUUGGGUCCUCAUUGCGUGCGAUGCGGCGCGUGCAGUGUCGCUGGCACGCCAGUUUGUGCCGUCGAUGGCCGUACAUAUGCUGGAGCCUGCGCUUUGAGAAAGGCUGCCUGCGAGCGUGGAAAGGCACUACCUCUUGCUUAUAAAGGCGCUUGUAUAGCAAACGCUACAUGUGCGUCCAUAUAUUGUGGUGCGGGACAAAGAUGCGUACGUGGAGGUGCGAGUGAAGCUCGUUGUGUCUCUUGCGGCGCGUGCGGCGGCGGCGCGAGACGAACACUCUGCGGUACUGACGCUAGGACUUAUGGUUCGUGGUGUCGUUUACAACGUGCCGCCUGUCAUGCUGGGACCGUUGUUGAUCCCCUGCAUCCUGGGCCUUGUAAAGGUAGCAAAAAUAUCACGGACAAUGUUGUGACUCAUGGGAAACGCAAAAAAGAUGAUACAAGAGUUCUAUAAGUGCUCGUGUUGUUGUCCGGUUGAAAUCUACAGCAUUCAAGGCUUCGAAUGUUCUUCAAGUUCAACACAACAUAUUUGGUCAGUUCUUUAGUUUUAAUUUGAAACUUUAUUGGUACUUAUGUCGUCUCUCUAAACGAAUUUUUAAAAAUCUAGCCAUAAACAAUCGUCUUGAUAUUCUGUAGUCGUUGCAAUUGAAUUGUAUCUGUUUAGGAAGUUUUAGGGCACCGGCGACGCACUGACAACUGACUUUGACAAUUGUCGACUCACAUAACUUUUUAUUCCUAUUUUUAAUCUUCCGUAAAUAUCGGCCAGGUACAGCGUUGUAAAGCGUAAUUUAGACUUAGUAAAAAUUUAAAACACUGUAGAUAACUUAACAUUUUAAAAUUUUGAGCACCAAAUCGUACUUAAUAUUUAGUCAAAAUAUUACUUUAGGCGUGUAGUUAGCACAAUAUGGUACUUCUAUGAUAGGUAUUUCGUAUUCUAGAAAAUUAUAUUUCUGUCCUGGUGACGUCACGGGAACCAACCUUAAAGGAUGAUCUUCAUCGAACUGACAUUUUAAUAUACCUAACAUUUAGUUAGAGUUAACUUUACUUAACGCUUAUGCAAUAUUUAUUAUUAAGUUAUGAAUUAUAAUGAUCUAGUGCAAUAAUGUUAUUGAAAUUUGUGUGAAAUUUACGUUGUGUUUUGUAUUAUAAAAUUGUAACGCGAUCAUUGGAAAUUCUAAAAUAUUAUUAUAGAAUACUUUCAGUAUUAUGUGUACGUAAGAUUUAGAACGAUAAUUUCGAAAAUGUUAAUUUUAGUAUAGCGUUACGUUUAUUUAUUUCCAAAUGUUUCAGGGAUAAUGUAUGAAUGUUUUGCGAAUUAAUUUUAUUAAGACUCUGAUGUCCCGCUUAGCUGUAAGUGGUGGAGUUAUAUUUAAGUAAUUUACUCCCCAAUACUCUAUUUUGAAUCUACUUGAAACGUUUCUUCUAAAUGUAAUGUAUCCAAAGAUGUUAUAAAUUCAUUCAAAAGUAUUUGGUCUCAUAAUAGUUGCAUUGUAUGAAUUCAUAUAUAUUUUCAUAAUAGUCUUUACGCAAGUAUUUUUUAUAAAUUUACCGGAUUGAAAUGCGUCUAUUCAUCAGAAAUUCAAGGUCGAUUUUAAAUGUGAACCUGUCAUGUAUCUUGCGUAAUGAUUAACCUAUUUUAAUCCGGUAGAAGUGUGUUUUUAACUGUCUUUUUAAUAUAUAAACUUAUAAUUUACUUUCCUAGUAGGCGUUAAUGUUAUAUAUUGUAAAUUAUUUAUCAAAAUUUACGUAGUUUAGCUGUCCACUUUAGUCUAACUAAAUCAAAACACAGUAGAAACCGGAUAGUACUGGCGUAUCUUGUCUUCUCAUUUGUCCAACCUUAUAUACCGAAUCGAUAUCUUGUCGGAUCUUUACGAUGUUUUCAUGAAAUGAUAAUGUGCCUACGUCAAGAACUGUGCUCUAGCUUCUAACGGUCAAUAAUGUAACUUUGCCACGCGUUUAGCUAUUUAUAUAGUUAAAUGUUGAUUAUGGCUUCACCUCCAACGGCAAACCAAUUUAUUAAAUUUUUAAUUUUGUGAUCCAGAAGUUACUUUCUAUAGUUCAACAAUAUAGCGGCAUUACCAUCCGUUUUCAACUGACUCUUCUAAUUGUUUAUAGUGCGACAUAUUGUGUAAAAGUGCGUGUUAGGUCUUUAUCUUAAAUUGGAUCUCCAGCAGGUCCUCUAUCGUUUUGAAUAGUUAUAAUGCUCACUUGGUGUUAAUUCUAUGCGGUCAAACGAUAUCUUAAAAAAAAAUUCUCAAUUAUUAUACAGCUACAAAGCAGCAUUACAAAUGUUAUAAUUCGUUCACAAUGAAUUUCAUUCUAUUAAGAGUUCAAAGUAGAGCCUAGUAAAACCGUAUGUCAAAUCAAAGUGUCAAGUGUCAACCUUCAAAUGACAAAAUCGAAAUCUUUACACGUGCCUUCAGAAUUAGCACCAUUUGCGCAUAUGAAAAUGCAAGUUUAUACACAUUUGGAUGUAAGCGUACUCAAAUUGUUAUAUUGUUUCAGUUAAGUUGACAUCUAAAAUUGUUAACGCACUAAAAUGAUAAUAUAUUUUCCUUGUUUCUUUAUAAAUAUUUUACACGGA
This is a messenger RNA of Pieris brassicae (large cabbage white), 3405 nucleotides long. Its product is annotated as follistatin. The transcript has 6 exons. The record is from RefSeq and is a predicted model, not a curated record. Bases 304 to 1275 code for a protein of 323 amino acids. NCBI's taxonomy places the organism in Eukaryota, Metazoa, Arthropoda, Insecta, Lepidoptera, Pieridae. Gene Ontology annotation, biological process: anatomical structure development. Gene Ontology annotation, molecular function: collagen binding; protein binding; calcium ion binding.